This is a messenger RNA of Anopheles coluzzii, 635 nucleotides long. RefSeq names its product glycine-rich protein-like. The coding region runs from base 96 to 602 and encodes 168 amino acids. Lineage: Eukaryota; Metazoa; Arthropoda; Insecta; Diptera; Culicidae. The record is from RefSeq and is a predicted model, not a curated record. The transcript has 2 exons.
UUAUAAAAGCAGACGAUCAUUGGCACAAACGAUCACAGUUCACUUGCAACGUUUUCGCGAUCAUAUCCAAUCGAUCAACGCACUCAACUGUGACCAUGAAGGGAUUCAUCGCGAUCGCUGUGUUGGCUCUGGCCACCGUCUCCCAGGGAUCGUAUCUGCCAGCGGUGCAGUCGGUCCUUCCGUACGCCUACAGCUCUGGCCUCCAUGGCCUGGGUGCCUAUGAUGGUCUGGGUCAUUACUCGUCGCUCGGUGGACUGGGAUACUCGUCCGUGCUGGACCAUGGCCUCUCAUACCCGUACUCGGCCGCUGUUCCGUACUCUGUCUACAACAACGGUCUGUAUGGCGGAUACUACGGUGCCAAGUACGCCCCAACAGUGGUCCAGGCCAACGUGAACACUCUGAAGACGGUCAGCCCGCUGGGUCUGUAUGGAGGAUACGGUGUGGAGCACGGAUACGGUCUCGGUCACGGAUACGGCUACGGAUACAACAACUACCUCCCAGUCCAGGGUCAUGCUGCGAAGUACGUUGCUGCCAACCCGGGAGCCGUCCAUGUGGCUCCUCUGCCAGGCCAUCUGGUCAACCAGAAGUCGAUUGUGGCGUAAAUGACUGUGAUCGCGAGUAAAUGUAUGUGGAAU